Molecule: messenger RNA, 2821 nt
Organism: Lineus longissimus
Lineage: Eukaryota; Metazoa; Nemertea; Pilidiophora; Heteronemertea; Lineidae
Product: proton channel OtopLc-like
Exons: 8
Coding region: 335-2356 (673 amino acids)
Biological process (GO): proton transmembrane transport
Cellular component (GO): membrane
Molecular function (GO): proton channel activity
Source: RefSeq, a predicted model, not a curated record
GCCACGUAUUUAACGGUAGGCCUAUAUGCUCGGCCUCGAGUACCCUGAUGGGUGAUAAAUCAUCUACCCAGUUUAACUGUUACACGUCCACGAUUUGUUGUUUUCUUCGCGUCGUGUGAAAAGCACUCGUGAUUCAAACCAGGAAACACUGGAUGAUUUUUUAAAAUUCCGGGUUUUUGCGAGACGGAAAUAGUACAAUGAUUGACGGAAAUGUUCUGACCCAUCUUCGGUGGAUUCACUGGUUUGCCAGUGUGUCUUCAAGACACCAGGUUUUGUGUUAAAUACGUUAGGAUUCCGCAUUCUCAGGGAGGGCUCGACUGACCACGUCGCGAGAAUGGCCCCGAGUGUCAUCACCCUCGGCCUGGCAAGGGCGGGGACAAAGCAUACAUCCCGGGCAAACGAGCCGGGACAGAACAAGUUCAAAGCGAGAUCUGCUAUGACUCAACUGAUGUGUGGCAUCUACUGCAUGAUGACCUGCGUGUUUGGAGCAGUCUUCCCGAUCAGUGACGCACUGGCCCAGACGACAGAAGGCCACCACCUGUACUACACUGAGGUAUUCCACUGCUACAUGUACGGUCUGGGCGUCAUUGCCUACAUAUAUUUCCUCUUGCUUAUCGUGAUGCAACGACGAAUGCUGAGAGCAUCCGGGAAGUUGGAGGACAUUGAACUGGAUGUCAUUGCCGGAAUGCAAUCAGUAUCAGCCACUCGAAGGCGAGGGGGUUGUGAUUUUAGCGACCAGAGAUCGGAAAUGGCUGCCGCGGCGCGGCUUCUGGCCGAGAGGGAAUUGAAGCAGGCCCACGAUAAAGAGAUGGAAGACUUAGAAAAAGAGGCCAAUGUGACGUAUGAAGCAGAGGGGGUUAAUUUCUACUUGCGUCUAGGUGCAAUGGGGUUUGGAGUGGGUGGAAUGGUCCAGUCUGGUUUCAGAAUCUCCGAACCAUUUGAGAACCCGUAUGCGAUGAAUUGUCGAAGUAUCCUUUUCCUGCUGAAUGCAGCAUUGUAUCUUGUUUUCGUGUUCCUGCAGACCUUCUUUAUUUUCAAGUAUCACAAGGUUGUCGUUCACAAGCACAAGGCUUUUGUUCGUUUCUGUCUGAUGCAUAUUCUUGCCGCAAACCUGUCCGUCUGGUUGUCGACCACCACUCACGAAACUGCUGAAGACAUUGGACGGAUGUCUGCGAAGUCGGUUUCAGGGACACAAGCAGCUUUUAUGAAUUACACGACCGCUGGAGCGAAGUUGUGGCGAUACGAACAGGUCGGAAUGAAUUCCAGUGCUACUAACCUAUCCUUGGACAUUUCCGACCAAGAUACCGGUAAUGUAAACCACAUAAAUGACAUGCUGAAAUGCCAUCAGUCGCAAACUCUCUCCGAUCGAAGCGCUCCCUACCUCUUUCCCUGUCUGAUCGAAUACAGCCUCAUAGGCGCUGCGGUGGCGUACAGGACAUUCCUGAACGUCGGAAAGACUGUCGCAAAGGAUGAUUCUAACGACUCAGACAAGGAUGCAGUACAGUUUUCAGAACCUGUCGAAUGCCACAAAUCAAACAGGGGUCUCUUUCUUGGUCUUUUGAUGAUACUUGUGACAUUUGUGAGCGUGGCACUUUUCUACGUAUUCGAAGAGGAUAACCGGAAGGAUGUCUCUGCGACAAUUUUUUUAUCCUCGGAAUUAUUUUUGUUUGCGAUUAGUAUUAUUUCAUGUAUUAUUGGAAUGUGUUACACAAGAAGAUUGGCGUAUGUCGGACUGUUAGACGAAGACUUUUUCGAUGAUAAAUUGCUGCUCAUCGCUCAGAUUGGUAUUUUUCUUCUGUGCACAUGCGUCUCGAUAUCGUCUGCGACUGCGCUCGUUCAAAACAUUGAUAAUGGCAUCAUGACACUUCCGGCGAUGUACCUCGGCAUGGCAUUGUUCAACUUCAUCCAAUCAUCGAUCCAGACUGUUUUUAUUCUGGACGGUCUGCGUCGUUGCGCGGCAACGAAUGACCACAUGACUCAAAAACCGGGCAGGGCUGUGAUCACGUUUCUUCUCGUUUGUAAUCUCGCUAUGUGGACUGUUAACACUUUCGAGACUAAAUCAGCCGAAGUUGUGGACAUCCACGUAGAUUUCUUCCGUUAUUUGCCGUGGUCUAUAAUCAUGCAUUUGUGUUUUCCAUUGGUUAUUUUCUACAGAUUUCACUCCAGUGUGUGUUUGAGUGCUAUUUGGCAUACGGCGUAUGUAAAAAGAAACAUUGAGGACUACGGUCAGCAGAUAAAUAGUGUCGUCCCGGCGAUUCGACUUGAGGAGUGCCCCCAGGGAAGCGAAUCGGGGUGCUCAACUCCACCCUAUCGGGGUCGAAAACAGGCGACGUAUCUGUCUCUGGAUGCAGCAUAAUCACUCUUUCCAUCUCAUGAUCUAUAUCAUCGGGGGAAAUAACGUCAUUUCCUCUUGCCGUUAUUUCCAACCCAAGCCUGUGAAUUUUGUACUCCAGAAUAAAAGUGGCGUUAACUCUACGGGAAAUUGUCGAGUCUGGCAAUUUGAACUGCUACUAUAUAAAAAUUUGAUUAUGAUGACCGGGAAGAUAUUCUUGUGAGAUGUCGAGCCGCGAUUUGGAGCAGCUAAGCAGGAGUCGCGUAGUUUGCAGUUUAUCUUAUCACACACCCCACAUUUCCCUUGUACCGUAUACUCUAACCAUAAUUCAUGCAGUCUAUUCUAUCCCACCGGCGCGGUAACACUACUCAUCAUUUCCGUUAUGCCGUAUGUGACCAUAAUUCAUGCAGUCUAUUCUAUCCAACCGCCGCUACCCUCAUCAUUUCCGUUAGACUCACAAUUUGCCCAACGAGAAUAAACAAAGUUUUC